CACACACACACACACACCGGUCUGUAGGCUGAUAACAGCAGCAGCUACCGGGGACCAGACACACCGGGAAGUUCUUCUAACCUAGUCAGCUUCAUACACUUCACUUUUAUUUAUUAAUUUAUUAGUUUGUUUGUGUGAGGAGUAUUUAUUUCAUUCAAAGAUGAACGUGUCGAGAAGUCUGUGCACAUUUGAGGACAUCAGAAACCAAGAGCAUGGGGACGGUUGCAGGCGACUGCGACUCACACUGCACGACCAGAGCCAGGCAGCUCGGAGCACAGAGCAGCAAAGGGACAAGCCAGUUGGACGCGCUUUUGCUCUGGUGCAGCCGGCCAGUGACAGGACAUCUCAGUACCCUGAACCGGUCAAAUCAGAGGAGCAGGUGGAGGUUAUCAAGGUUUACCUAGAGGCCCGCAGACAAGAGCAGGUGAAACACCAGCAGAGCCUGAAGAUGCUGUCGGACGAAGUUUCCCAGAUACAAGAGGUGAGGUAUUGCCUGAAGACGCUGAGGGAGCAGAUGGCAGCCAAAAACAAGACGCUCACAAACGGGUGGAAAGUCGGCCUUCCCUUCAGAAAGAGCUCCUCGCCUGCCCCCGGUGGAGGGGCUAAAGCUAAUGCACAGGACGCAGAUGAAGAAGCGGAGAGAGCCAAGCUGAGGGAGGUCAGUAAGCGCCUGUAUGCACAGCUACAGGACGCAGAAAAGACACACCAAGAGGACAAAGAGAGGCUGCAGGCUGAAGGCAGCAGGCUGAGGGAGCGUCUGAGCGAGGAGGAGGAGAAGAUGAAGAUCACAGAAGAGGACAGCGAGAAGAAAGACCAGCGCAUAGACGAGCUCCAGAGGUUGCUGGGAGGGAUGGAGCAGGAGAGCUCCACCCUGCGGGAGGCGAUCCGCAACCGAGAGGAGGAACUCUGCGAGCUGCGCAAGCUCAGAGAGGAGGGCCAGCGAGGGGAGCAAAGGACUGAGCAGUUGGAGAGAGAGGUGGCUAUUCUCAAAGAGAAGAUCCACCAUCUGGACGACAUGCUGAAAAGCCAGCAGAGGAAAGUCAGACACAUGAUUGAGCAGCUCCAGAACUCUCGCAUGGUGAUCCAGGAGAGGGACCGCGUGAUCAGAGAGCUGGAGGAGAAAGUGGCGUUCUUGGAGGCUGAGAACCGAGAGAUGCGUGACCAGAUGGACUACUUCCUGGGAGGACAAAGGUCAAAUUCCUACCUCUCAUCAGAGCGCAAUCCCCAGAUCGUCUACAGUAAACCAAUCAAGCUGACCAACUCAUCCAACAAACCGCUCCCGUUCAUCAAAGUCAUCGAGAUCAAGUCAUGAAGCGACAGUUCCGAAGAAAGACCACCAAAUCUUUUCAAUACAGACUGAAACCAAACAGCAGCUCUACGACCACAUCUGAUCACAUUAAUAGUUGGGAUGUCAGAGUUGAGCUUUCCUGAACUACAACAACACUUCUACUAAAACACAAACACACACACACACACACACACACACACACAUUGGGGAUCGCUGUGUGUCUGUGCAUAAUGAAUGUGUGUAUGUCAGCUUUAAAGUAGAUCCAUUAAGUGUACUGAUUUAGCUGAUGCAUUUGAAGUUUUACAUGUAAUAUACUGCGUUCUGUAUGCAGGCGUUUCCCUGUGCCGCCGUGGUUUGAACGCUUUUUUAACCUUUGAGUUUAUGACAACAGAACCGUUGAGCAAAGUGCAGGAUGGCAGAUCUUUUGCCAAAGUGGGUUAUGACAUUGUUAUGUAGCAAAGAUAGCUAACUAAGCUAAAAGUUUCUUGUAAACAUCAUUAACCAGAUGAUCUACAUCCUGUGUACUCUUUAGUCACUCAUCCAUGACUCCGGUCACUUUGCUGAGUGGCCGGUAUGAUGCUUUAAUGUGUAAAUACUGACUAUAGUUUAUAUAAGGUCAACACCCUGUCAUGUUUUUACAUACAAAUUAGUUAUUAAAGCCCAAAAUAACAAUAUGGCACAAAAUCAAACUGUGAGGAAGCAGAGGGAAACAUGAGUUUGUGGUGAUGAAGAUAUUUGGCAACAUUACUGCUUCAUAGAAGUGUCAUUAUUAUACAUAUUUAAAGCAUUUCAGUCCCCUGUCAUUGUGUGAACAGUCACCUUGUUUUGUACAUAAUAUUAAUGAAUGUGAUUUGUUGUUUUAAUUUCUACCUAACACCUUUCUCCUUUUGUAUUUAUUUAUAUUUAUCUUCUAGGCAGAUUGUGUGAUAAGGUUUUUUAUGAAGUACAUUCUCUCUAUUAUUUGUGUUUGUGGUUCUCAGAAUAAAUUACUGAAAAUGAA
This is a messenger RNA of Sebastes umbrosus (honeycomb rockfish), 2288 nucleotides long. It is a transcript of the gene tuft1a, whose product is annotated as tuftelin 1a. The transcript is spliced from 12 exons. The record is from RefSeq and is a predicted model, not a curated record. The coding region runs from base 161 to 1312 and encodes 383 amino acids. Gene Ontology annotation, biological process: intracellular signal transduction. Gene Ontology annotation, cellular component: intracellular anatomical structure. NCBI's taxonomy places the organism in Eukaryota, Metazoa, Chordata, Actinopteri, Perciformes, Sebastidae.